AUGAGUGGGCGAAUCCGUUCACCUACCACCAAAAGUUCGAAAAGAUACAAAUCACGUACGCGUUCCAGAAGUUCUAGCCGCAGUACGAGUAGUUCGGGAAGUGAUAGUAGCAGUAGUGAAAGUAGUGCUAUUAGUAAACAUAGUCGCAAUAAAUCAAGGAGAAGAACACGAUCAAGAAGUCCAAAGAAUAAAAGACGUGAUCGUUCACGCUCAAGAGAAAAAAGUAGUAUAGUACAGAGAAAGAGAUCACCUUCUAAAAGCACUAAUAAACGCCGUAGUCCACAACGUAGUUCCCGCCGUUCUCGUUCGCGCCAGAAAGAUAAUAAAACUUCGAGCCGGCAUCAAACCAACUCUAGAAGAUCACGUUCACGUGAAACAAAUCCAUUCAAACGUAAACAAAUUUCAAGUUCUAGUAGAAAUUCUGAAAGGAGAAGAUCACGCUCUAAAAGUAAUGAUGUUAGAGACAAUGGUUCAAGACAUCGAAGAUCCAGAUCACACUCGAGAAGUCACAAUAAUAAUUCAAAAUCAAAUACACAUGAGAAUGAUAGACACUCACAUUCAAUCAGUAAAAAUACUGAAUAUAGUAUUAACAGCGAACGUUGGCCAAACGAUAGAUUUCAUGAUAAUAAUUAUUUACCACGUGAUACAAAACCUCAUAGACCACAUGAGCGAAAGUUAUCAGCGCGUAAAAUUCGAAAGACUGAAAAUUAUUGGCAAAAGGUGCUUUAG
This is a messenger RNA of Teleopsis dalmanni, 729 nucleotides long. RefSeq names its product serine/arginine-rich splicing factor 4-like. The coding region runs from base 1 to 729 and encodes 242 amino acids. The transcript has 2 exons. NCBI's taxonomy places the organism in Eukaryota, Metazoa, Arthropoda, Insecta, Diptera, Diopsidae. The record is from RefSeq and is a predicted model, not a curated record.